Molecule: messenger RNA, 1813 nt
Organism: Beta vulgaris subsp. vulgaris (sugar beet)
Lineage: Eukaryota; Viridiplantae; Streptophyta; Magnoliopsida; Caryophyllales; Amaranthaceae
Exons: 7
Coding region: 15-1370 (451 amino acids)
Molecular function (GO): DNA binding
Source: RefSeq, a predicted model, not a curated record
GAUAAACUCGUCAUAUGCGAGUAACACUCCCAAAGACGCUCACAGAGUCAGGUGCCGAUGCCGGUGGCCAACUCAUACGCAAAUUGAAUUCCUUUAGAACCUCUCAUAAGUCAUACGCAAAGCUAGAAUUGCAGAAGUUCGUUCCAGUAAUGAAUGACCUCAUCCCCGGGCCCAGGGCGGCCGCCCCUCCUGCCCUGGCUCAGGGACGGGCCUGCAGGGCACUCUUAGUUCAAUUACACCCUCUUCAUAGCGCUACCUGUUUCCAGUUGUGGCCAUUUCUUCAUACUCCAAUGGAAUAUUCCCAUCACCAAUUGAUUAUGAGGAAAUUUUGUUGCCUUACCACACCCCACAAGUGCUCAUAUAUGCCACUGGGAGUCUCGAGUUCAAUCAGCCGGCUACAUCCCCUCAAAGCAGUUUUUGCUGAGGCAUGUCAGUCCUCUGGUGUGCAUUUUGAAUCGGGUAGUCAUCCAAGCUCACAUUGCAACGAGGCUAGGGGUGAAGUUGGAGGAGUCUCUUGCCAUGAUUCCGAACCCGUAGUGGCAUGUAGCAUGGAAGAACUCAAAGAAAUUCAAAGGAGGCAGAGAAUAGGUUUAGCAAACAAAGGCAAAGUUCCCUGGAACAAAGGCAGGAAGCAUAGUGCUGAGACUUGUGCACGGAUUAAAGAGAGAACUCUUGAAGCCUUGAGAGACCCCAAGGUGAGAAAGAAGAUGUCAGAAUCUCCACGAAUGCACAGUGAACAGUCUAAGAGGAAAAUUGGUUCUUCCCUAAAAAAACUAUGGGCAGAGCGGUUGAAACGAAAACGCUCAAAAGAAACUUUCUAUUCCUCAUGGGCUGAAAGCAUUGCAGAGGCUGCUAGAAUGGGAGGGAUUGAUGAAGAACAAUUCGACUGGGAUAGUUAUGACCGCAUGAAAGUUGAGAUAGCUUUCCAACGACUUCAAUGGGACGAGGAAAAGGCCAAGAAAAAGGAAAUGAAUAAGAUUCAAGCAGAAAGGAAGGUACGGAAAAGAGUACAGAACAUGGCACAGGUUGCACAAAAGAAAGUGGAGCAUAAACAGAAUGCUAAACAAAGGGCCAAAAAGAGAGAGAUAAUGAGUUGCAAAACAAGAAAGAAGAAGGAAGGACUAGCUGCUUCAAGAGAAUUGAAUAUCACUGACAAAUUGGCAAAGAUUCUUGAAAAGAAAUCAAUAGAUGGACCCUCGAGUGCUGGGGCAAUGAUUUAUCUUCAAUCGGCACUGGAAAAAUUUGACAUUGAAUCUAUAAAAGCAGAACAGAAGCGUAAUACAGUUUCGCUGGCAGACCAAAUUCAGGCUGCUAAGAGCAGAAGAAUGCAGAUUGUCAGUAGCGGGUCUACAAUGAGUCCACGAGUGUAAGCCUGUGGCGUUCAGUUGAAGCUAAUCAGCAUAACUCGUGCUCAGAAAGUUUUGCCAGUGCCUUCUGUCUUCCGCUUCCAAAUGUGUUGCUGCAUGCCUUAAUUUAGCGUGUUUCAGACAUGAAGAAUUUGCCAGAAAAUUGUUAACAGACGGAGCUGCGAGUUUAAUGAGGUUGCCAUUCACAUAAUGAAUGCGACGAGUAAUUUAGAGCAUGUUAUAUUAUAGAUAGGGGCAUAGGGCUACUACUAUUUUACAUGUAGUCAGCCAUGGGAUAUGGAACUAAAUUCUUAAUAUUUUUUUAGUACAGAAUUAUUAAAAAAAGAGAAAUAUUUCAGGGUCUUGUAUAAGUGUUCAUGUGAUAUUGUGAUGCUUAUUUCGCCUGAGAAAAUCUAUAGAAGUAAAGCAAAGCCUGAAAGGUGUCAUUUUUAAUAAUGAAAUAUGCA